Molecule: messenger RNA, 1509 nt
Organism: Orbicella faveolata
Lineage: Eukaryota; Metazoa; Cnidaria; Anthozoa; Scleractinia; Merulinidae
Product: putative skeletal organic matrix protein 5
Molecular function (GO): calcium ion binding
Source: RefSeq, a predicted model, not a curated record
UUGAAACUAAAUUCGUCUGUUUCACUUUUUUAUUACCUAGAUAUCAAUGAAUGUGAUAACGACACGAACGAUUGUCACGUGAACGCAAAUUGUACAAACACCCUAGGAUCCUUUAACUGUACUUGCAAGGCGGGAUAUAUUGGAGAUGGAAACAAAUGUUCAGCUGUGGCCGGAUCCUGCAAGGAGCUACUUGACCUGAACCUAUCUUCGGGUAAUAAAGCCUACCCACUAAAGCUGGGAUCAUCAAUUGAACUUGAUGUCUACUGUCACAUGGCUAAUGAUCUUGGUGCAUGUGGAGGUAGCGGAUGGACGCUGGUUAUGAAAAUUGACGGUAAUAAGGAAACCUUCCACUAUGAUUCAAGCCUUUGGAGCAACAAAAAGACCCAUAAUACUGAAGGAGGGAAGACUGGUUUUGACAUGCAAGAGGCCAAGCUACCAACCUACUGGAACAUGUCGUUCUCCAAGAUCUGUCUUGGCAUGAAGAUCCCUGGACAGGAAACCACCAAUUUUAUCUCGAUUAACAAAAAGGCUGACUCGCUGUACUCACUCAUCGCUGACGGGCAGUUCCGCGCCACAUCACUGGGCCGCAACAGGUGGAAAGCGCUACUUGGUUCAAAAGAUACCUUGCAGCUCCACUGUAACAGGGAGGGCUUUAAUGCAUACUGUGGCUAUCCCAAGGCAAGAAUCGGUAUUCUUGGUAACAACGAAAACGACUGCAACACCUGUGACUCUUUCAUUGGGUUUGGUACCAAGGACUCAACAAAAAGUGGCCCGUGUGGAGAUAGGCACAUCAAAGUCAUGGGUUAUAUCUUGAUUCAGUGACACCCGCGUAUUGCUUAUUUUGCAUUCGUGCGGGACAUGUUCAUAAGAAAAAGCUGAAAGUACUAGUGUUUGCUUUGUAAUCAGAACUUCAUUAAAUAAUCAGAAUAUGUGGUAACCCGAAACUUAUGUACAAUGCUGGAACCGCUGAUCUGUACUUCCCUGCAUUACAUAGAGCGCUUUUAAAUUAAGCGUCGUUAAACCAAAACCAAACCAAUAAGUUACCAAUGAUAGGCACAAUUAGUUAGUAUACUUUCGCAGUACUCGCCUAACUUAUAAUUACUUUGAAUUGUUUUGAAAAUAAGAGCCGAAGAGAAGGGGUUGGCAAAACUUCUAUUAAAAUAUAAUCAAUAUGAAAAUAUGAUCAACACGUAUGACAGUGUAUUCCUUUCAAAUUUGGUUUACCUCUCUCAAGACCUUUUUAUGCAAAAAAGGAUGAACAAAAAAAUUAAAAAAGAAAAUUUAUUGCAUACUCAUAAAGCUAUUUCUGCUAUGACUCAGCUUGAAGCUUUGAGUUCCAAAGAUGAUUAAUUAAAAAUCAUUUUAGUUUUAAGUCACGUGGACGGUAAGAUAUGCGAAGGAAAUAAUUAUGGUUGGAAAAUAUGGUCCUUGCAGAUAUGUGAAGAUUACAGUGUUAACAAAUUACGUACAUAGCCAGCAUCUCGAUCUAGUUUCUUUAAACUUGUCAGC